AUGAAAAUAAUGUUACGCGUUUUUUUAUUUGUAUUUUUAUCGAAAAUUUCUUCAGGUUUCGAAGUGAAAUCCUGGACCGAAUCAAGGAUUUUAGGAGAAGGACCACAUUGGGAUGACAAAAGUCAAAAUUUAUAUUUCGUUGAUGAUUUUGGGUCGUCCAUCCAUAGAUACGAUCCGAAAGAAGAAAAAGAAUAUUAUUGUAAAGUCCACGAAUCAGCUCCCGUGUCAAUCGUAAUACCCAUUAAGGACAAACCAAACGAAUUUGCAGUUACGAUCGGUAAAAACUUAACAAUUGUCACGUGGGAUGGAACGUCAAAGACACCGGAAAGUGUUAAAACCGUAGUGGCAUUAGAUGAGGGUCCGGGUAAAGAAGAAAAUCAAUUUAACGAUGGUAAAGUUGAUGGUAAGGGAAGAUUAUGGGUUGGAACAAUGGGUCCUGUUAAGAAUGAUGAUUUCACACCAACAGCUGGUUCACUUUAUAGCAUAGAAAUGGGUAAAGAACCAGUGAAACAUUUUGACAACGUCAGCAUAUCAAACGGUUUGAUUUGGAACCAAAAUUAUGAUAAAAUGUUUUACAUUGACAGCCCAACAAGAAAAAUCGACGUUUUUGAUUUCGAUUUAGAAAAUGGCGCACUGAGUAAUCGUCGUUUGUUUUUUGACGUUACCGAUUAUUUAACGGAUAUUAAAUACGGUCCUGAUGGUAUGACAAUUGAUGAUAAUGAUAAUUUAUGGGUCGCUCUUUUCGGUUCUGGUAAAAUUUUAAAUAUAAAUGGUAAAACGGGUGAAUUUAUUAAAGAAAUUAAACUACCCGUUACGUGUCCGACAUCGAUUGCUUUCGGUGGUACUCAUCUCGAUGAAUUAUACGUAACAUCAUCGGCAUUUUUUACUAAACCGGAAGAUAAAAAACUUUAUCCAGCAUCCGGUGGUACAUUAAGAAUUAUUCAUGUCGGAGUUAAAGGACGCAUUGCUAAUCCUGCACAAUUUUAA
Molecule: messenger RNA, 987 nt
Organism: Pediculus humanus corporis (human body louse)
Lineage: Eukaryota; Metazoa; Arthropoda; Insecta; Psocodea; Pediculidae
Product: Regucalcin, putative
Exons: 3
Coding region: 1-987 (328 amino acids)
Biological process (GO): L-ascorbic acid biosynthetic process
Molecular function (GO): gluconolactonase activity; calcium ion binding
Source: RefSeq, a predicted model, not a curated record